AAACAUACACAAAAACACCAAAAAAAAAUAAAAGUAUGAGAAUACUCUUUCUCUUCUUCUUCUUCUUCCACUCAUCAUCCUCCUCAAGAACUUCAUCAGAAUCUCGCAUCUUCAUCUACGGUGGAUGUUCACCGGAAAAAUACACACCAAACACUCCUUUUGAAUCAAACCGCGACACUUUCCUCUCCUCCGUCGUUACUUCAUCCUCCGAAGCCUCCUUCAAUAGCUUCGCCGUCGGUAACGACUCUUCUUCCUCUUCCUCCGCCGCCAUCUUCGGCCUUUAUCAAUGCCGUGACGAUCUCCCAUCCUCUGACUGCUCAAAAUGUAUCCAAAACUCCGUCGACCAAAUCACUCUCCUUUGUUCCUACUCUUUCGGUGCUUCUCUUCAGCUCCAAGGCUGCUUCUUGCGUUACGAAACCUAUGAUUUUCUUGGGAAACAAGACACGAGUCUUAGGUACAAGAAGUGUAGUUCCAAGAGGGUAGAGAAUGAUUAUGAUUUCUUUAAACGAAGAGACGAUGUGUUGUCGGAUCUGGAGUCGACUCAACUAGGUUACAAAGUUAGCCAGUCCGGUUUAGUCGAAGGUUAUGCUCAGUGUGUUGGUGACUUGAGUCCUAGUGACUGUACGGCUUGUCUUGCGGAAGCUGUUGGGAAGUUAAAGAAUCUUUGUGGCUCAGCGGUUGCAGCUGAGGUUUACUUGGCUCAGUGCUAUGCACAUUAUUGGGGUUCUGGUUACUACGACUUCUCUCCAGAUCCAACGAAUGGAGAUCAGGUGGGGAAAUCAAUUGCGAUUAUCGUAGGAGUCAUUGCUGGAUUCGCAAUUCUUGUUAUUCUCCUUUCCCUCUGCAGAAACUCCAUGCAUUGAUACCAAGAAGACAUGAUUCGGGAUGAAAGAUUCUAGAGGGACCUGUUUUUGUUUUGUUUGAAUUUAUGUUGUAGGACCAUAUCCGUUACCUUAAUGAUUAUUUUUGGUUUAACA
This is a messenger RNA of Brassica oleracea var. oleracea, 977 nucleotides long. Its product is annotated as cysteine-rich repeat secretory protein 15-like. Gene Ontology annotation, cellular component: plasmodesma. The transcript has 3 exons. The coding region runs from base 36 to 863 and encodes 275 amino acids. The record is from RefSeq and is a predicted model, not a curated record. Lineage: Eukaryota; Viridiplantae; Streptophyta; Magnoliopsida; Brassicales; Brassicaceae.